AUGCCUCCUGCGAAGCGUACCACCGCCCCACAAGCCAGGCGCUCGAAACGGCUACGAACAGACUUCUCUGAGGCCGGACCUUCAUCGGUUGUGGAGAAUCCUCCGAUGCCUCAGCAGCAAACUGGACAAGGAAGAGAAAUACAAGGAGGACAGGGAGCGAUGCAGCUGGACGUGCGGGCUCUCACAAGUACUAUUUCCGUGGCCGUCGCACAGGCCGUAAAGCAUGCAAUGGCUGCGCAUCAAGCCACCGUCUCCAGUACGGUAAUGCCAACGCCAACGCCGUCAGCCGCAGUAGAGCAGGUUGUGCAAAACGAAGUCCUCUCAUAUACAACAGGUACAAUUGAACAGGCACCCCUACCAGAAUUGCUUGGGGUUAGCGAUCAGCCUAGCCACCCCUUCUCUAGCAUAGCUGUUAAUCUAGGUUCUCGUGUUAGCGCUAAAAUCAAAGCGAAAAUCUGGGCAAAUGAAUAUAUUGACUUUGGGGCACUGCUCUCUGUCGCACCCCCUCGAGAAAAGUUUGCUCUUUCCAUGGUUUCCAGUGGGGGUGCCGUAAAUCAACCACAGUUAACUCUCGAGCCUUAUCAUACACCGAAAAAGGUCACUAAUAUCAGCCAGUGGCUCACCGCUUUUAACACAUUUGUAUCCAUUUAUUCCGUAAACUGUUCCCAGGAUGCCCCUAAGCUAAUGAAAUAUUGCGAAGUGGUGCGUGACCUUGCUAAUAAGUCUGGGGACUGGAUUUUCUAUGAUGAGCAGUUUCGUUAUUUGCGACAAUCGUCCCCUGAAUUUUACCCGUGGGAUCAAAUUCAUUGGGAGCUAUGGCUACGUGCCAUGACUAAUUUUCGGGUCAAAUCACAAUCUUUCACCGGUAGUGAUAGAACAACCCCGCGGGGGCGAUUUCGAACCUCCACUCCCCCCUUUCCUAGGGGAGCCUGUUGGUCAUUUCAUUCA
Porites lobata is the source of this 948-nucleotide messenger RNA. The record is from the annotation of a GenBank genome assembly. Lineage: Eukaryota; Metazoa; Cnidaria; Anthozoa; Scleractinia; Poritidae.